This is a messenger RNA of Lytechinus variegatus (green sea urchin), 1866 nucleotides long. RefSeq names its product piggyBac transposable element-derived protein 5-like. Lineage: Eukaryota; Metazoa; Echinodermata; Echinoidea; Temnopleuroida; Toxopneustidae. The coding region runs from base 37 to 1653 and encodes 538 amino acids. The record is from RefSeq and is a predicted model, not a curated record. The transcript has 2 exons.
GAUUGAUCAAGUAUACUCCAAAUUGACUUCUGCUACAUGAAGUCGGUCAACACCAAACUUCCUUCCGAUCUGAAGCUAUUCGUUGUAUCGGAUCUCAUUGAGUUUUUCAAGAGGAUUGGGAAUGCUUUUCCUGGAUUUAUGAUGGAUGACGGUGAGGAUGGCAGAAAUCACAAUGACAAGAACUUUGAGCCACAGGCCUUUCCUCCUAUUGAAGAUGACUGCAUGCAUUGCUUUGACUACAUAGAUACCGGUUUAGACGUUGACGAUGAAGAUGAUGAGGACGAGGAUGGAAGGGAAGAUGCUUCUGAGGAUGGUGCUUCUGAGCAAUGGUCAAAGGAGCUGUACAGUUACAAGCCAGGAGACUUUGCCGGUCCUACCCCUGGACCAACAAGAAACCUUGAGGCUGCUGCCAAUGAGCUGGACUUCUUCUACUUGAUGUUUCCUCCUUCGUUGAUUGAGCAUCUAACCCAAGUGACAAAUCAAUUUUCUGAGCAGCAGCGUAUCACCAACCCAGACAUUCCAAGUUGGAAACCAGUGUCAGUAGACGAGAUGAAGGUCUUUCUUGGAAUGCGGAUCUUCAUGAGUAUCCCGUUCCCGCAUGAGCUAGCGUUCUGGGAUUCGUCCAACCCUCUUGGGUCAAUUAGUAUGGCAGAUGUAAUGAGUAUGGAACGCUUCAGGGAUAUCAGCAUGAACUUUUGUGCCAAUGAUGAAAAGAAGCAACCUCCUGAAGGGGAUACCAACUAUGAUAAAUUGUAUGAAGUUAGACCAGUGAUAAAUGAAGUCUUAGCCAAAUGUUUACUGGAGUAUAACUCUCAUCAAAGCUGUUUGAUUCAUGCCUCUCAUAUACAUGCAUCAGACAAUCCUGGAUUCAUUCUCCGCAGGAAACCGUUUAACAUGGAAGUAUUGAUGAGGUCGGACUCUGUGAGUGGAUACUGCUGCGAGUUCUUGGUGUACGUCGGAGAGGUGAACCAUGAAAAUGAGGAUGAUGAGCCUCAGCCUGAAAAGAGGUUUCCAUCACGGAUGGUGUUGGAGCUGUGCCAAAAGCUCAAAGGACUCAACCACGUCAUCACCAUGAGUAGUUACUUCACCUCACCUAAGCUUAUCAAGACACUACUCAGCAUGGACGUCCUAGCCCGUGGUACAGUUACCAGGAAACUCAAAGGGUUUCCAAACACCCUUCUCUCUCAGACUCGUGUCGCAAAGCAAGGCGAAUCCGCUGUUGCCCAGCAAGGCAGCACGUCUGCUUAUGCCUAUGCCUGGCAGAACCGUGAUGUGGUCAAUCUAAUAUCCACAGCAGAUGACCCAACAGCUGUGUCGUCACUUGAAUGGGAGCAUCGUGGAAAGAAAAGGGCAGUUCCCUAUCCUGGUGUUCUCAAAGAGUACAACAAGUGCAUGGGUAGAAUGGAAAAACUGGAUAGAUCGAGAGUAGAGUGUUCCACAGCAAGAGAAAGUUCUCGAUGGUGGGUCUACCUCUUCUGGUGCGUGUUUGACAUUGCCAUUUUGAAUGCAUUCGUCUUGAUGAGAGAUUCCAAGGCCCACCAGAGAUCCGCUCCAAAUGGGAAGCGUAAGACCCUGAAAAUGUUGAAGUUCCGACAGAAUCUGAGCAAGCAGCUCAUGGAUCAUAAAGAACAUGUGGGUGAGGGUGAGAAAUAAAAGACCAUCACUAAUUUUAUCUGGACCAAUGUGCUAGGGAUUUGGGAAUGUCUAUAUUGGAUACAGUUUGCAGGUCUACUUUCUAUAGAUGAUUGGAAAUUAUCUGAUUACUUUAUGAUAAGAGUGAAAGAAGAGGAAUGAAUAUACUUUCUAUUCUGUUCUCUUUGAUUCUUGUUUGAUCACAUUACACCUUUCCAACAGGUGAAAUAUGAU